CUUUUAUUCAUUACAGAUCAUGUGAUGUGAAUAAAAAUAGACAGUGUCACAUGACUUGAUCUUGUGACAGGAUGCAAAAUGGAUGACCGAGGGAAAUCAAAUGUGAAAACGUUUUAUUUCAUUUGUUUGCUUAUAUGUUUUUGCCUUUGUGAUGAUGGCAAAGAUCCUAAGAAUGUAUGUAAGCAUGUUCCACAGAAGAAAAUCAAUACUGCCUUUCUGUCUGUGAUAACACAUGGCCACAAUAGUCAAAAUGUGACUGUCAACUUAAACACCAUUACAUCAGAAUGUUAUACUUGUGAUCUACAACUGACAGCUCUGAUAGAUACACAUCAUAACAUGUGUACUGUUCUUGUUGAUACACGGUGGAAAAUGAAAGUCAGCAUCAGUUCUAAACAUAAAAACGUCAAUGUAUCGUCUAGCUGUGGUGUGGAUCGUUUAAGUAAUUGGUUUAUAGAAGGUGGAAACUACAGUAUAAUUGUCAUGAUUGAUGGUUUGAAGGUACAAUGUGACAAACUUGUUAGACAAAAUGAUCCUUGGGAUAGUAAUAUACCUAUUUAUGUUGCCAUAGGAUCAUUUGUUGGUUUGAUUCUACUGUGGUGGUUUCUGAAAUAUUUGUACAGGACCCAUUUGUUACGGAGGCUCCAGUCAUAUUUCCGAUCAGAUAAUGCUGCAUUUAUUGAUCCUGUUGCUAAAGGGAAUGCAAUCAAGGGAGAUUUUGAUGCUAUUAAGGAAAUUGAAAAGCCCAUCUCCCUAACUAAAGGGUAUAAUCUGCGUAGAAGAAAAAAUGCAAAAUCAAUAUUGGUUCCAUCAAAGAAUGAUUAUGCGGAGCAAGAUCUUGGAGUGCCAACUAACACAUCAGAAGAAGAUGCUUUAAGACCAAGAAAAGAGAGACUAAAAUCACUGGAUACUUUCAGAGGAUUAAGUUUGGUGAUAAUGUGUUUUGUGAAUUAUGGUGGCGGUCAAUAUUGGUUCUUUGAUCACUCAGACUGGAAUGGAAUUACAGUAGCUGACUUGGUUAUGCCCUGGUUUGUUUGGAUUAUGGGGACUGCCAUGGCUUACUCCUUUCACUCCCAGCUUCGUAGAUCUACACCAAAAACAAGAAUGUUCUGGAAAAUAUUUAAAAGGUCCUGCAUUUUGUUUCUUCUUGGGUUGCUGAUCAAUUCUUCUGAUGGACUUAACCCUGUAAGAAUGCGAGAGUUCAGAAUACCAGGUGUUCUACAGAGAUUUGCUGGUACCUAUCUUAUUGUAGCUACACUUCAUAUGUUCUUUGCUAAACCAAAUGAUCCAAAUCAGUACACAUGGUGGAGCCCUAUUCGAGACAUCACUGACUACUGGUUUGAAUGGUUGUUCAACAUUAUACUGGUUACAAUAUGGUUGGCAAUCACCUUUGGUCUACCUGUACCUGGGUGUCCUAGGGGGUAUUUAGGCCCAGGUGGUCUAGCUAAUGAUGGAGAUGGUAAGAAUGUUUCAUUGUGCACUGGUGGCGCAGCAUCGUACAUUGACAGGACAAUUUUCGGCGAAGGCAGAAUAUAUCAAUCACCAACUUGCAAGGAAAUAUACCACUCAACAGUACCACAUGAUCCAGAGGGACUUCUUGGCAUACUCACUUCCUGUUUUAUGUGCUUUCUAGGUCUGCAGGCAGGCAAAAUUUUACGUACAUUUCCUGAUUGGAAGGCUAGAGUCAAGAGAUUUAUAAUAUGGGGAAUUAUUUUAGGAGUUAUAGCUGUUGCUCUCUGUAAAGGGGAGAAAAAUGGUGGAUAUAUACCAAUCAACAAAAAUCUCUGGUCACUGUCGUUUGUGAUAUGUUUGUCAUGUUUUGCAUUUUUCCUGUUUACCUUUUGCUAUAUUACUAUUGAUGUGUAUCAGAUAUGGUCUGGGGCACCAUUCUACUACCCAGGUAUGAAUGCCAUUUUAUUGUACCUAGGACAUGAGAUUAUCAACCAACCAUUCCGGACAUUCUGGGGUAUAAAACCUAAUUCUCACAUGGUGUAUUUACCAAUCAACAUUUGGGAUACCGCAGUCUGGAUAAUACUGUCUUACUUCUUGUACUACAAGGAAAUCUUCUUUUCUGUAUGAAUCUACAACUGUUGUAUCAAAAAAGGAAUCUUUACAUGUGAAGAAGAUGUUUGGACAGCGAUUUUAACAAUUUACUUUCCAUGUUUUUAAUGGAGAUUAAUCUUUGGACUUGGUGAAUUGGACUGACCCUGUCUGGAAAGGGAGAUGUCAAUAUUAAUUCUAAAGAAUGCUUAUUAGUUAUUUAUUAAGCUAUAGCAUUAUUGUUGUUCAAAGAUGUUCAGAGGUUUAUAAUAUACUUGAGGCAGAAUUGUUAUAUAUAAUAAUAAAGGUAGCUAUUUUAUAUGUAAUGUUAACAGCUUCAUAAAGUGACUAUCAAAUCUUUAUAUAUAUUUAUAAACAACUUUUUAUUAAACUACCUUCAGUUUCUGCAAUCAAGACUGGAAAAGUGUAUAUACAGUUAACUGUAAAUUGUCAUCAGUAUAUCUUAUUGUGUACUAGUCAGUGUUUUAGCCCUAUGCAUCACUUUACAAAUUAAUCAAGUUUGCAUAUUCCCAGUUUUACUAUAUGCUUUAACCGAGUGAUGUGCAUCAUUCAUUGGGGAUAUCAAGUCAUUAAACCUGCAUAUUUUACAGUUUUGAUUAUCUGAUUUAAAAUAUUUUGAAUGACCAGUUAUAUUGUCCAAAUUGGUAAGUACAUUUAAGAUAUUUAGCUUGGUAAAGGUUUAAAUACUAGAUAGUAGGGUUCAUUAAAUACUUAUCAUCUUAUGCAUGCAAAUCUUUUAGUUCAACCUAGGGUUUGUUCCUUAUGUCAUGUUGAAUUUUUCUUUUGUGUAACUUACUAAGGUUUGAAUAUUCUGUAAGGUUGCUUUUUUUCUUUUUGAUAUAUUUUUCUAUAUGAUAAAGGCUUGGAUACCGGUGAUUUACUUAUCUUAAUGCAUGCAAAUCUUUUAGUUCAAUGUAGGGUUGAAAUAACGUUUGUAUUUGUCAUGUUGAUUUUUUUGUUUGGUUUAAAUAUUCUGUAUGGUUGCUUUAUCUCUUUUGAUAUAUUUUUAUAUAAUAAAGGCUUGAAUAUUUUUAAGGUUGACCUUUGUAUAAGUAACAUACAAAAAAUAAGGGUUUUAAUAUUUUGAUAGGUUGAUCUUUUACUUUUUUUCUUUAACCUAAAUUGUUUUUCCUACUUGUUAAAUGUUGAAGAGUUUGUAAGAUUGUAAUUUUUCUGUUUUCUUUUUUUUUGAUAAUUUAAAUGUUUACAUUUUUUUCCACUGAAUUUUGUCAGAUUUCAUUUUAAAGGUACUGUACUGCUAGCUGCAUUUUUUGUCUGAAUUUAAACAUGUCAAAAUUUUACAUUUAAUUUCCAUAAAAUAUAUAUAAUGAAUGCUGUGCAAAACUUGCUCUACUAAGUGAUCAUAAUUAACGAUUCUUUCGCCAUUUUAUAUAUGAUUGCAUAGUUGGGUAAAUUUUAACAGUACCUUUUACAUAAAUACUUUGAAAUAGAAAGAGUCAAUUUGCUUUGUUUGCUAUCACAAAAUGGAUUAUAAUUGAUAGUUUUUUAUUGAUAUUAGAUAACUUUAGUUCGGUCAAAAAUGAUAACUUUAUUUUGGUCAAAAAGUCAGUUAUCAAAUAGAUAUCUGACAAAAAGAAUCAUUACAACUUAUUUUUUUCUAUUACUACAAUUGAUAAAGAGAUGAAUGUUUCAUUUACAUUAGUUUUCUGUUACAAAUGGAAGGAAGAUUGCUGCUUUUGAUACCUUAAAAUUGCCACAAUGUGGCAUGGCAAAUCUGAAAGCUUAAUACAAAAUAUAAAAUGUUUGAAUAUUUUAUUAAACUAUGCUUAUUAUUUUUCAUCAAGUAUUUACAUCUUAACAUUAAAAAGUUGUUAUUAAUUAAAUUAAUAAAAUUGUUUGCAUUAUGUAAAUUAUAUAUAAUGGAGAUGUACAUUUUGUUAAUAAAAUAAUCUUUAAAAGAA
Molecule: messenger RNA, 3980 nt
Organism: Ruditapes philippinarum (Manila clam)
Lineage: Eukaryota; Metazoa; Mollusca; Bivalvia; Venerida; Veneridae
Product: heparan-alpha-glucosaminide N-acetyltransferase-like
Exons: 18
Coding region: 79-2076 (665 amino acids)
Source: RefSeq, a predicted model, not a curated record